This is a messenger RNA of Cinclus cinclus, 924 nucleotides long. RefSeq names its product vestigial like family member 2 (gene VGLL2). Gene Ontology annotation, biological process: regulation of transcription by RNA polymerase II. Lineage: Eukaryota; Metazoa; Chordata; Aves; Passeriformes; Cinclidae. Gene Ontology annotation, cellular component: nucleus. The transcript is spliced from 4 exons. The record is from RefSeq and is a predicted model, not a curated record. Bases 1 to 924 code for a protein of 307 amino acids.
AUGAGCUGUUUGGAUGUUAUGUACCAAGUCUAUGGUCCUCCCCAGCCCUACUUCGCAGCAGCCUACAGCCCCUAUCACCAGAAACUGGCCUUUUACUCCAAAAUGCAGGAAGCCCCGGAGAGCGGCAGCAGUGCCGGCAGCUCCUUCUCCAGCCACCCCGCGGCCAGCAUCAAGGAGGAGGACUGCAGCCCCGAGAAGGAGCGACCCCCCGAGGCCGAGUACAUCAGCUCCCGCUGUGUCCUCUUCACCUACUUCCAGGGGGACAUCAGCGCCGUGGUGGAUGAGCACUUCAGCCGGGCGCUCAGCCAGCCCAGCAGCUUCUCCCUGGGCAGCGCGAAGGCAGCGCGGAGCGCGGGCUCCUGGCGGGAUGGUUCCUUCCCAAUGAGCCAGCGCAUCUUCCCACCAUCCUUCUGGAACAGCACGUACCAGCCCUCCUCGGUCCCAGCCAGCCUGAGCAGCCCCCUGGCAGCUGCCGCCCACAGCGACCUUCCCUUCGCUGCUGCCACCGACCCCUACGCGCCCAGCUCUCUGCACGGCCACCUGCACCAGGGUGGCCCUGAGCCCUGGCACCACGCUCACCACCACCACCACCACCACCACCACCACCCCUACAUUGGGACACAGAGCACUGCCUACCCCCGCCCCACCGCCAUGCACGAGGUUUAUGGGCCCCACUUUGACCCCCGCUACAGCUCACUGCUGGUGCCCACCGCCUCUGUGCGCCCCCACCGCCUCACCCCUGCCUCCGUAUCCACACCGGUCAGCCCCCCUUGUGAACUGGGCAAGAGCGAAGCGGGUGCUGCUGCAGCCUGGACGACACCUGGCCCCUUCCCCAAUGCAACAGGAGACAUGGCACAGAGCAUUGGCCUCAAUGUGGACACAGCUCGCCGUUACUCCUUCUGUGGUGGAUCCCUUCUGAGCUGA